Molecule: messenger RNA, 1587 nt
Organism: Scedosporium apiospermum
Lineage: Eukaryota; Fungi; Ascomycota; Sordariomycetes; Microascales; Microascaceae
Exons: 3
Coding region: 1-1587 (528 amino acids)
Source: RefSeq, a predicted model, not a curated record
AUGCUCACAUCCGGGCCCGUUCUACUGGCUUUAUCAAGCUUGAUUUCAGUUGUGACGGCAGACUGGCAAUUCCGAUCACGGCCUGACUUGUCCGCUCCUCGUCUAAAUAUCACGGUGCCCUCCAAGGCGGGGGAAGUUGAAAACGGAUUCAUCUUCAUCGCUCCAUACGGAGGAUUUGCGGAUAGCCAUAAAGGCCCCGUCCAGCCUGGGGCGUACAUAUACAGAGACGAUGGAGAGUUGGUGUGGUCUGGAGUUGGAUACCACGCCGGCUGGGUUGCCAACUUCCGGCCUGAUGUUUGGGACGGAAAACCCCAUCUCCGAGCGUUUCAAGGCCAACUUGACCAUCUCCAUGGACCCCACGAGUUUCGCAUCGUCGACGGCAAGACAGCUUUAAUCGAGACGCCAAUUCCGAGGCCAAUUUCGCUCAAGCCAUGGGGAGGCGAUGACGAACAAACCUGGAUUUUAUCUGCUGGUUUCCAGGGUAAUGAUAAACCCCACCGAUGGAUAAUGAUUGUCGCAUUGACGUACCGAUGGCUGAUGCGAAGUGUAGAGGUUGACAUUGAGACUGGAGAGGUCUUAUUCGAGUGGCAGAGCCUAGACCACGUUGACCCAAAGUAUUCCGCCUUCCCUCUAGAUUCUGGAGAAGGUGUUCCCGGAAGUGGUCGAAGUGAGAGCGACGCCUGGAAUUACUUCCACAUCAACAGUGUCGACAAAGAUGAUCAAGGAAACUACCUCUUAUCGGCACGUCACAUUGCGGCACUCUUUAAGAUUAACGGUACAAAUGGAGACGUCAUCUGGCAGUUAGGUGGACUUCACGGUGGCUCGUCAUUCAGCAUUUCCGAGGAAGAUCGUUUUGCAUUCCAACAUGACGCCCGGUUCCACGGCCGCUCGAACGAUGAAACGAUAGAGAUCUUGUCGCUAUUUGAUAAUGGAGCUUACUCUUCAGAGGUCAAAACGAAUUCGUUCUCGCGAGCCCGCAUCAUCCAACUGAACCACACGGCCAAAACUGCAACCGCCCUCCACACGUUCGACGCGCCGGAUGGCCUGUCGGCUCGGACUCAAGGAAACGCUCAACUUCUGCCAAACGGCAACGUUUUUGUCAACUGGGGAGAAGCGGGAGCGGUAACUGAGUUUGACCGAAGUGGAUCUGUCUUAUUCCACAGUUAUCUUGACUCUGCGCCGGAGGGCGUUCUUGUCCAGAGUUAUCGUGGCUUCAGAGCCAAUUGGACGGGGACUCCAUCCGAAGAGCCGGCCGUUGUCGUAUCCAACGAAGAUAAUAGCAAAGACCUUGAGGUCUUCGUCUCAUGGAACGGCGACACUGAAACUACGUUGUGGCAAUUUCAUGGCCACACCUCGGUUAACUCACAACCGGAACUACUCGGCGAGGUGCCCCGAAACGGCUUCGAGACUCACUCAAUACUGGUUGGAGCGGCGGACCGGGGCGUGUGGUAUGUGUCAGCCGUAGCCCUGGAUGGAAAUGGUGCCAUCUUAAGGCGCACCAAAGCCGUUCCUAUCUCUGCAGAUAGUGGUCACCCGAGCCACUUUCUUGACCAGGGGCGGCUGGUCGAGCGGCAAGGGGAGCUGUGA